AUGGCGGAUCGAUACUCCUUCUCCCUGACAACUUUCUCGCCCAGCGGCAAGCUGGUGCAAAUUGAGUACGCCCUCAAUGCGGUCAACCAGGGCAUCACGGCGCUCGGCAUCAAAGCUACCAACGGAAUCGUGCUCGCCACCGAGAAGAAGUCUUCGUCUCCGCUCGCCGAUCAGAGCUCAGUGUCCAAGAUUAGCAACAUCACGCCGAACAUCGGCGCCGUCUACUCGGGCAUGGGCCCCGACUACCGAGUGCUAGUCGACCGCGCACGCAAGGUCUCUCACACGGGCUACAAGAGAAUCUACAACGAGUACCCGCCCACGAGGAUACUGGUCCAGGACGUCGCCAGGGUCAUGCAGGAGGCCACACAGUCCGCGGGCGUACGACCGUACGGCGUCAGCAUGCUGGUGGCCGGAUGGGAUGACGGCAUCGAGCCCGAAGACGAAGCGACGCCGGCCGAGGGCGAGGUCGAGGGCGAGAAGAAGGCGAGCAAGAAGACGGGCGGCAUCCAGAAGGGCGGGCCGAUGCUGUACCAGGUCGACCCGACCGGCAGCUACUUCCCGUGGAAGGCGACUGCCAUCGGGAAGAGCGCGACCAAAGCCAAGACGUUUCUGGAAAAGAGAUACUCGGAGGAGCUCGAGCUUGAGGAUGCCAUCCACAUUGCCCUGCUGACCCUCAAGGACAACAUCGAGGGCGAGAUGAACGGCGACUCGAUCGAAAUCGGCAUCGUCGGUCCUCCGGCGGAGCACUUGCUGGGCAUGGAAGGAGUCGAGGGAGUGACCGGGCCCCGCUUCAGGAAGUUGACCCCUCAGGAGAUUGAAGACUACCUUACCAGUCUAUGA
This is a messenger RNA of Drechmeria coniospora, 840 nucleotides long. RefSeq names its product putative 20S proteasome subunit Y7. NCBI's taxonomy places the organism in Eukaryota, Fungi, Ascomycota, Sordariomycetes, Hypocreales, Ophiocordycipitaceae. The record is from RefSeq and is a predicted model, not a curated record. Gene Ontology annotation, cellular component: proteasome core complex, alpha-subunit complex; proteasome core complex. The coding region runs from base 1 to 840 and encodes 279 amino acids. The transcript is spliced from 5 exons. Gene Ontology annotation, biological process: ubiquitin-dependent protein catabolic process.